Molecule: messenger RNA, 814 nt
Organism: Dromiciops gliroides (monito del monte)
Lineage: Eukaryota; Metazoa; Chordata; Mammalia; Microbiotheria; Microbiotheriidae
Gene: MYL6
Product: myosin light chain 6
Exons: 7
Coding region: 129-584 (151 amino acids)
Cellular component (GO): myosin II complex
Molecular function (GO): calcium ion binding; structural constituent of muscle
Source: RefSeq, a predicted model, not a curated record
GAUCCGUAGAGGCGACGUCACGGGACGCUCUAAAGGCAGAUUGGCGCUGGGGAGAGAGACGGAGCCAUUACAUACGGCAGCAGCAGUAGCGGCGGAGGCGGCAGCGGAGACAGAGCUGCACGGCUAAGAUGUGUGACUUCACGGAAGAUCAGACUGCUGAGUUCAAAGAGGCCUUCCAGCUGUUUGACCGAACAGGGGAUGGAAAGAUCUUAUACAGCCAGUGUGGGGACGUGAUGCGGGCCUUGGGCCAGAAUCCCACCAAUGCAGAGGUGCUCAAGGUCUUAGGGAAUCCCAAGAGUGAUGAGAUGAAUGUGAAGGUGUUGGACUUUGAACACUUUCUGCCAAUGCUGCAGACCGUAGCAAAGAAUAAGGACCAGGGCACAUAUGAAGACUAUGUAGAGGGGCUUCGGGUGUUUGAUAAGGAAGGGAACGGCACAGUCAUGGGUGCUGAAAUACGGCACGUCCUUAUCACUCUGGGUGAGAAGAUGACCGAGGAAGAAGUGGAAGUGUUGGUGGCAGGGCAUGAGGACAGCAACGGUUGUAUCAACUAUGAAGCGUUUGUGAGGCAUAUCCUGUCGGGGUGAAGGGCCCCAUGGGGCGGAGCUAGUCCGGAUGGUGCUGAAUGGCUGAGAACAAAAGUCCCCUUUCCACAAAGAAUCCCCUAACUUUCUCAGUGUGAAAAUGAUCCUCUCACCCCUGAAGCAACUAACUAUAUUGUCAGGGUUACCAACGUCCUUCCUUCCAACCCCCACAUGUCCUCUUUGGCCUACCUGCUCUCUGCUUUCACCAAAUUAAACUUGCUAACUGCUCCCAA